Molecule: messenger RNA, 506 nt
Organism: Vigna umbellata (rice bean)
Lineage: Eukaryota; Viridiplantae; Streptophyta; Magnoliopsida; Fabales; Fabaceae
Source: RefSeq, a predicted model, not a curated record
CAGCAAUGUUGUUUGUUGGGCUGUAUCUGGUGGCUUUGGGGGUUGGAGGGAUCAAAGGGUCACUGCCAGCACAUGGUGGUGAGCAAUUUGAUGAAACCACCCCGUCUGGUCGGAAGCAGAGAUCAACUUUCUUCAACUACUUUGUCUUCUGCCUGUCAUGCGGUGCCCUCAUUGCAGUUACUUUUGUUGUGUGGAUUGAAGACAACAAAGGCUGGCAAUGGGGUUUUGCAAUUUCUACCAUUAGCAUUUUUGUAUCUAUCCCAGUUUUUCUUUCUGGUUCCCCUACUUACAAGAACAAGAUCCCUUCUGGAAGUCCACUCACAACCAUUUUAAAGGUUCUUUUUGCUGCUGUACUGAAUAGCUGCACAUACAAAAACUCUAGCAGUGCUGUUGUUAACAUGGCUUCUAGCCCUUCUAAUCCACACUCGGGAAGAAUGGAAUCAGAACAAGAAACUGUAAAGGCAAACACAACAAAUAAAACCCCAACAAGAUCAAAGUCACAUUAA